Messenger RNA from Lonchura striata (white-rumped munia), 979 nucleotides. It is a transcript of the gene TMEM150A, whose product is annotated as transmembrane protein 150A. The record is from RefSeq and is a predicted model, not a curated record. NCBI's taxonomy places the organism in Eukaryota, Metazoa, Chordata, Aves, Passeriformes, Estrildidae.
CCAUGGGGAGCGCGGCCCGGCGGCGGCCCGGCGGCCCCGCUCGCCCAUAGCCCGGCGGGGCAUGCCCGGCCCCAGGAUGCCGGCCUGGGGGAUCCUGCCCGUCACGCUGCCUGCCUUCACCAUCACCGGCAUGUGGAUCGUAUAUGCCAUGGCACUAUCCAACAACCACAUCUGCCCUGUCCACAACUGGAGUUACAAUCAGUCGUGUGACAUGGACGGCCCCAGCUCCUGCUGCACACUGGAUCACAUCCCCCUGGUCAGCAAGUGUGGCACCCUGCCUCCUGAGAGCUGCUUCUUCAGCCUCAUCUGCAGCCUGGGCUCCUUCAUGGUCAUCCUGGUGGGUCUGCUGCGCUAUGCCCACCUCCUGGAGCGCCUGGGGCCGUCCCUCCUCAACACCCUGGGGCUGGCCACUGGCUGGGUCUGUGCUGCUGGCCUCACCAUGGUUGGCAACUUCCAGGUGGAUCACGCCAAGGUGCUACACUACAUUGGGGCGGGGGUGGCCUUUCCCACCAGCAUGCUGUUCCUGCUCCUGCAGUCCAUCCUCACCUACCGCAUGGCUAAAACCCGAGGGCAGUACUGGACCGGCCACUUACGUAGCAUCCUCACCACUGUGGCCUUCUUCACCCUCGUCUUCAGUGGCGUGUUCUUCAUCCAGGAGAGCUUCGUGCUGCAGCACGUGGCUGCCUUGUGUGAGUGGAUGUUCAUCAUUGAUGUUCUGGUUUUCUAUGGCACGUUCACCUUUGAGUUUGGGGCCAUCUCCACAGACACCUUCCUGGUCCUGCUGAAAGCCAGCCGGGCCCCCAAAAGUUACAAAGGCGAGAGCAGCCUGUCCAGUACGGCCCACAUCCACAGCCAUGUGGAGGGCCUGGCUAUGGCCUGACCCCCACAGGCUGCAGCCCGUAGAGGAGACCCCAAACUGGGCUCUGCCAGUGACUCCCCACCUUGAAUAUCUCUGAAAACCCCGCUGCUGUGUGUUUUU